UAAUCAUUUCAUAUAAUCAAUUCUAUUCAUCACUCUCCACGGUUCCUCUCCACUAAGAAAAGUUUGUCGUUCUUUCUCCUCAUUAAUCAURCCAWUGGAUACUUUACUUAUCAGACAACUUUUGGUCUUUCGUUGCUGUGUUUUGACUUCAAGAUUAACAUGUACGAUAUAGAAAUAUUCGCGUCGUCAGUAAAAUGGAUUCGUGUUUUAUUUUCAGGUUGUCAUGGGAACUUGCUGUUCAAUUCAGGAAAAUARAUCCAACUUCGCUUUGCUUUGUAAGCUUCUUAUUGACAUUGGUACAMCUGUUUACAGGAAUGUACUUAAUUCACUGCACACAUCCGACUCCCUUCAAACUCUGGUAAACAAGCCUAACGUAAAAAACACAUUCGAAGAGUUAAAAAGUAAAGGAACUUUAAACCAAGAACAAUGGAACAAGAUAUAUCCCUUUGAAGUAUCUCUAGAUAUCUCUGGAUUCGACAUAACGCUGCUUUCYUUUCUGCUUAAGAGUAUAUGCAGCUUGAASCGCCYCSCCASKGGAUGGGAUAACGUCCCUUCGUCCUCGGACGUCAGUACAGAAGCUGAUCUCGCAAGAAUUACUUCGAUUAGAAAUCAAAUUCAUGAUUCUACYUCGCACAUUUUCAGUGAUAAAGAUUUHUUGGAUUAUUGGUGUGAAAUUGAACAUGCAUUGAUAAGGUUGGGAGGUACUCGAUUUGAAGAGGAUAUUGACAAGUUGAAAAACUCUUCUAUUGAUAUAAAAGAUAAAGAGUACUUCAUUCAGAAAUUGAAAAGAUGGAAAGAAGAGGAGGAAAAACUAUUGRAUGYAAUGGAAGAGAUUGGGAAUGGAACGCUUAGUCCUACAGCAACAAUUAGKRCUGAAGRAAGCUCUAAAAGCGUGCCUCAUGUKCAGCMGGUUAAAGUGAUUUCUUUUGUAGAUGUUGACGCUUACAUGAAUAGUUUAAAAAGAAGUGUUAAACGCUACACCGAAAGCCUACCCAAUUAUAGCUUCAACACAAUGGUGACUAUGGCAACAGAGGAAAUAUUCAAAAUCAAAAUCAUUGAAACUACCACAGCACAAGAAAUAACUAACCAAAACGCUUGUUUUGAAAUCGAAAARUGUUCAGAUUUAUUCAUAAAUAACCGAGACAAAAACCCAACAAGACUUGUUAUUAUGGCAGGUCAGGGAGUUGGAAAAAGCCUUUUCUGYAUGAAACUGUUAAGAGAUUGGUCAGUUGGACAACUUUUUGUUGACAAUAACGGACCUAAUCUGAAAUUCGCGUACUUUUUGACAUUUCGCGAGUUAAAUCUAAUGGAAAAUCUUAGUUUGACGGAUUUACUGAAUCUCUCUUCGUUGUUGGAUCAUGAUUGUGUGRUAGACGAUGCAUUGAUGGCAUACUUUGUGCAACAUUCUGAUCAGCUAYUAAUAYUGAUGGAUGGGAUUGAUGAGUUUGCGCACUAUUGUCAAAUUGGGAGUACAUUUGAUAAUCGUUAUCCGGACGAUGCGCAUGUUGAAUUGCCAGUUGCUGUUCUGUGUGCGAAACUCCUGCAGCGAAAACUACUUCCACAGAGUGUCCUAAUGGUCACUUCAAGACCAGACGARGCAAAGRAUGCUAUARRGAAGGUGCACUUCGAUAGGCUUUUAGAAAUCAGUUCUAGUACAACGAAAAAUGUCAGUGGACCGUUUCGGUACCAAUUCUGGUAAAGCAUUUUGUAGGUAAUCUCCACAUCU
Messenger RNA from Exaiptasia diaphana, 1726 nucleotides. RefSeq names its product NACHT, LRR and PYD domains-containing protein 4F-like. NCBI's taxonomy places the organism in Eukaryota, Metazoa, Cnidaria, Anthozoa, Actiniaria, Aiptasiidae. Bases 224 to 1699 code for a protein of 491 amino acids. The transcript has a single exon. Gene Ontology annotation, cellular component: cytoplasm. The record is from RefSeq and is a predicted model, not a curated record.